Molecule: messenger RNA, 6266 nt
Organism: Ooceraea biroi (clonal raider ant)
Lineage: Eukaryota; Metazoa; Arthropoda; Insecta; Hymenoptera; Formicidae
Gene: kar
Product: monocarboxylate transporter 10-like protein kar
Biological process (GO): transmembrane transport
Molecular function (GO): transmembrane transporter activity
Source: RefSeq, a predicted model, not a curated record
GCGCGGCACGAUCUCCAAAGCGUUUGCAUCGGGUAAAGGAAGCGCCGUCUUUCCUUUCCGCGGACGGUCGUAAAAAUUGUGCGACUACUCUGAAUACCGCGCGGGGCCGAUCGGGAAACGCCUAAUUCCAGGCAAUUUCACGGUCCAUGGGCGUCCCCCUUCGCGUUCACGUCGGACGCACCUCGUGUGUGCAUUGUACGUUCAUGCUCGCUCCGGUUGCUUCUCCCCCCCCAUCCGUCGAGCUGCGUAGCUACUCAUAGGAGGCCUUACGUAACGAUCCGGUGCCGUUGUCGCAAUGUACCGGCACUGGAACCAGAUACGCGAGCGUGCACGAGGUCCUACACGAGGCGGAAUCUCACCUAGCCGGCGCAUGUCACUUGGCCGAUCACGCUAUCAUCGUCCUCGAGCAUCGUAUCGAUAACGCGUCACGGGUCGUCGUCAGUCACGACUGCGACCGGAGCUUUCCGCGGCAGCGGAAUAGCGAAUCGCUCGUUUAGCGUAGUGGAGACUGAGCCUAUGCGUUCCUCGUGGUACGUGAUGAUCGAUUAUCGUAUUGUUCAUGCAUAGUCUCAAUGGCGUUCUUCAAGUCGGUCAUUCAGUCAGUAGGUCACGUUCGUUUUUAGUGCGCUAAAGCGCCCGAAGCCGCUCUCAAAAUCUUCAUUCCUGCUCGUAGCUUCAUAAUUUCGGAUUGUCAUUGUCGCAAAAGAGCUUCGCGAUAUUCGUGUUUUCAUCACUACUGUUUUUUAAACGUUCGCUGCAAUAAGCGCGAACUUUGUAUCAUUGUUAAAUUGAAAUUUCUAAAUGAUACUGUGUAUUGUUUUACGACAUGAGGAUAUUUUUAAGCUCAUCCAAAGUGCUUGCGAUCUUUGCUUAUUAAAUUCCGUGUUAAAUAAAAUUAAUUUAAUAAUUUGGUCGAUUUGGAUUUUCAAAGAAAAGAUUUGUAAAGCUUUCCUUUAGAUGAAAAUUGAUCAGAACCCCGAGCGUGAACGUGUUUUGAUCACAGCUUGAUCAAUACUUGAGUCGUGUUUCAUAAUACCGUGAUUUUAUCAUGUCUAAUUUUGUUACAUGGACAUGAUAACCCCAACUUAAAAGUUCUUUGGACUUGGGAUAUAUUUUCUAAGUCUUGGAAACUCAGAAUGAUACAUAUAUAUAUAAUACAUAUAAUACAUAUAUAUAAUACAGAAUGAUACAUAUAUAUAUAAUAUAAUAUAUAAAUCAAUGCAGAAGAAAUUAUAUAUGUUUCUGUACAAGAUCUAAUAAAUCUUGCAAUACAACUUUACAACGCAUCGUUUGCUUGUUGAAACUUCCUGUUAAAAAUCUGUAUAAUUAUGAAUAUUUGUAUUAAUGAUAUGUAAAUAAGAUACUAUUAGUUCUUUCUAAGAUUCAUCAUUAAUUUUAUUAAUUUAUUAUAAUAUCAGACAAAUCGAGAGAGAAAGAAAAAAUCUGUGAAGACUAUUCCCUCAACUUACAAUUAGUUAAAAGUGAUUUGAAAAUGGUACAAUCCAUUAAAGUGCCAUUUUGCUUCAACUUAUGUGUAUACUAAUAUAAUUUUUCUUAACUUUAUAAAAAAAAAACAUUUAGAUGGGAAUAUUUGAAAAGAAGAACAUUCCAGUAAUCUGUGUUGAUUUUUAACAAUAUUAUAGGCAUAAAUAAUAAAUCGUGCAUAGCAUUAUACAGCAGGUGAACUGAUAAAUAAUACAUACACUAUUUGUAUUAUCAUUAUUGCUUUAAACUGCAUAUAUAAAAAUACAUUCAUCUUUUUUUUACACUGUCAUACAUGCAGAUAAGUUUUCGAUACACUUAUCAAUUUUUAUCAUUUCAAUUAUUUGUUUUGUUCUAUCGACAGAAUAGAAUGAUCAAUAGAUGAUUAGUCAUUACGAUUUGUCCCAGAAUCGCUUCGACGGUGGAGGUUUCCUAAAAAGACAUCACAUUCUUCGCACAUCAUUCACUUUUAGAGCCUUCUCUAUAAUUUUCGAGAUUUGCGUUUUUUAAUUUUGCUUGCUUGCAAAUUGACGUAAAUAUUCGACGCGUGAACCUUCCAGAUCCCUCACGCGAGCACCAUGUAUAGACAUCCGUCAUCUUUCUUUCGUCUUUCGCGUCCGUUCAAGUUUCCUGUCUGCGUUUUCGGCAUCGGGAGGUCGGCGACGGCGUCGUAACAGUAUAGAAAUACCAUGACGCGUCAUCACGCGAUCCUAAAUGCGUGCGUGCGUGCGUGCGUGCGUGCGUGCGUAUGUACAUACUUCUUCAAACCAAAUCGACGCGUGUCGCCGGCCGCUGCCAUCUAAUACCCCGCACCGGUCUAUCGUUAUCGUAAUGCCUCUAUCUCUGCCGCAAGUCGCCUCCUCCUCGCUCCUCGCACUAUCUCUGCCCUGUCCUUUUGUAGUACCCUUCUCUCCUCGUUCCUUUAGUAACUCUUUUGAUACAUCAGUGUGUUCCCUCUUGGCGCUUGAAGCUUCCGACCUUUCGCUCUCGUUCCCGGCCAAACAUCGGUAGCCUUAGUUUACGUCCGACGGCGCGAUCGGUCGGUCGGUCGGUCAGUUCUCGAGAGCGAGAGGGCUCUCUGCAGUUUCUUCUUUUUUUUUUUAUUCUUUUUCUUCCUUCUAUUUUCUUCUUCUCAUCGUCGCUGCCGCCUCUUUUGGAGUCGGCACGAUCCCAAAGGAGUUUUGAGAACCAUCAGGCAUACAUGACGCACGCACCCGCUGCGUGCUUGAGGAUCGUCUGAACCGUUUACAGGCAAUUCUUGAGGGGGUAGAGCCAAUAAGCGGCGCAGAUCAUCAUCGAUAACGAUGACGAUCGACGAGGAGGCCGGUCCCGGCGACGCCGGCAGCUUUGUUUCGGGAGAGAAUGUCGCCCCGUCGAUUCGGACGAUCGAUCGCACAUCCACGCACGAUCCAAUCAUCCCAACGAGCUGCAUCCAGCGUCGUCAGGCUGAUCCUGACAGUUCUGAUUCGGGCGAAGGCAAGCCCUUGUUGACCGAGAGCGUGGCAGUGACGAUCGAUGCGUCGAUCGGCAAAUUGGGAAAGCAGAAAACUGAGAACGCAGCAGCAGUGCAGAUGGAUGGGACUUCGACGUACCGGAAAAGCUCCGUUGAUGAGGAUCCCGUGAGUGAACCAACGAAUACGGCCGUCGUACCACCCGAUGGUGGCCUGAGGGCCUGGAUGAUCAUGAUCGGCAGUUUCACGAUUAACGGUGUGCUCUUUAGCAUCAUCAACACUUAUUCCAUCAUCUAUCCGGAAUUGCAGAGACGGCUCGCAGAAGUCGGUGAAACUGAGGUCUCCUCCAAAUCAGCUCUGGUGGGUUCGCUGACUAUUGGAACAACAUUCUUCCUGUCACCAGUCGCCGGCAUAUUGACGGACAAGUUCGGUAUCCAGAUGACCACCUUCGCAGGCGGUGUGAUCGCAUCUUCUGGCCUACUCCUUUCCUCAUUACUGAUAGAUAAGGUAGAGCUGCUCUACUUGACAUACGGCAUUAUGUACGGGCUUGGCGCGAGCCUCGCUUACACGCCGAGUUUGGUGAUAUUGGGCCAUUACUUCAAGAAAUAUCUGGGACUGGUGAACGGCGUUGUUACGGCAGGAAGUUCCGUAUUCACCGUACUGAUCCCGUAUUUGAUGGAAUUCCUGCUGCGACGUCUGGGUUUGGAAGGUUUACUGCGAUGCAUGGCCGUGCUCACGGCCGUCGUUAUGGCUUGCGCGAUCCUUUUUAAACCGAUACCACUGAACGUACCGCAGCGAAUCGAGCCACGAUUAAAGUCGAAAUCGUUGCGGAGUCGUCUGAAGGAAUUCGUGAACGUAUCUAUCUGGAAAAGGAAACGAUACGUCGUCUGGGCUUGCUCCAUUCCUCUCGCUCUCUUUGGAUACUUCGUCCCAUACGUCCACAUAGGAAAAUUCGUAAGCACAACGUUCAAAGAUGCCGACGGGAAGCUGCCCAUUAUGUGCAUCGGCAUCACUUCCGGUGUCGGCCGUUUAAUUUUCGGCUACAUCGCCGACUUGCCGAAGGUGAACCGAAUACUGUUGCAACAGAUAUCAUUUUUGAGUAUCGGUGUCCUCACGAUGCUUCUUCCAAUCACCAAGUCCUUCCUCGUGCUGCUGGCUAUCUCGUUAGGUAUGGGGCUGUUCGAUGGAUGCUUCAUAUCAUUGCUUGGACCGAUCGCGUUCGAUAUCUGUGGUCGUAGCGGCGCGACACAGGCCAUCGGCUUCCUCCUAGGAAUGUGUUCUAUACCGCUAACAGUUGGCCCACCGAUCGCGGGACUCCUAUACGAUCAUACUGGUAGCUACACUCUGCCUUUCCUGUUAGCCGGUGUCCCCCCUAUCAUGGGGGCGUUGACGAUGUUCUUAAUAAGGUGCGUCAAAGAGAAUGACGAUGAAAGUUCGAAUGAUCUCUCCGCAGAAAAUUCUCCGAGCAAAACGGAUUGCCAGAAUGGGAGAGUGAAGACCAGCGCUUUCUCACCGGCAUUUAUUACCGAUAUCAAGCAGGAAUGUCAGUUAGUAACGCAAAAGAGAUACACAGCAGUCCGCAAAAAUCAACGGCCGUCCCAGCGUUAUCGUGUCCAGCGGCAGACUGGACCGCAAGAACGCUUGGCGCGCGAUAGUCGUUACGAACGCAAGUACGCCGAUUACUGUAGGUAUUCAGAGAGCGUACCGUUACUUUACAGUGAAAAUAUCUCGCGACAUCCGAGUACAAACUCCCUCCAGCGGAACUGGACAAGAUCAUUGAUGUGCCUCAAAUUCUGAGCUCGCUUUCGAGAUCGCGAAUUUGUUCGCCAAAGAAUUUCACGAUUCGUUAUUCCUUAUUGCGCUUAAGCGAAAAUCGAUUUUAUUGGAAAUCAUUGUUUUUUAAUUAUGCAAAAUGCAAGAUGCACGAAAAAUUCGCUUACUCAUAAUGAAGAAUAUGUAUAUAUUAACUUUUCUUUAUUAUAUACAUAAUUAUAAAUUCGAUCACUUAUAUAUAUUUGAUAGACCAUUGAAUUAUAUAGGAUUUAUUUAACAAUACCGAAUUUUAUAAUCUCGGAUUCAAGAAGGUAUCAAUUAUUGUUGCGUCAAUUUUAACUUGUUUUAAAAUAUGUAGCUAGAUUUUGGAAAAGCGUACUUAUCAAAGUGGUCAAUCUAAGCUUUCCAGCUACAAAUAACGAAACAUCGGAUGACGAAGAGCGUAAAUACACGAUUUAACACGUUCAUUAUUUUUAAAAACCUGGUUAUGGAUCACGUUACAAAUCUUAGAUAUUUUUAUGUAAAAUAUCUAGGUUAAUAUAGUUUAUAGCAAACGAGUUAAAUCGUAUAUUUAUUAGAAUGUAUAUCAACAGUUUAGACAAAAGUUAUCAUGCAAAUAAAGUAUUAUUACGUCGAUUAGUAUGUGCCUAAUAAAAGUAACGAUGUGAUUAUGGCAGUACGUUCGAGUAUACUGCUGUUACUCUAUUCGAAAUUAGUACUAGCAGUUAUAUUAUUUUCAUUAUUUAAUUUCAUCAGGUAGAAAAAAAAUGUAGAUGAAAAUUAUCUGAGAAAUUAACAUUACACAUAAAGUAAUUAAAUCUUUUUUAUUACUUAAAUCGCAAAUAUGGAUGCAAAUACAAUGCAUUUAUAGUAAAAUAUGUUAAUGCUUUGAAUUUGUUUCGCAAAAGAGCCUGUAGUUUGAUAUAAGGUAAUGACACCAAGUUGUUGUUUAAUUAUAGACAAAUUGACUCGAUGUCUCAAUGCUCAAGCGAUAACAUAAUGUAUUUUCGUAAUUACAGGGUACAAAUUACAAUAGAUGCACUAGUUUACAGGUUCAUGAGCGUGAUUAAUAACGCAUGACAUAUCUCUCUGCUCGAUAUAACAUUUUUCACAGACUCAUGUCAAUGUCAUGUCAAAUUCAGGAAAUAAAUAAUAAUCGCAUGAAAUCGCAUAUUUUCCUUGCAUAAGAAAAUGAUCUAUUUUUACAUUUUCCAUAUUUAUAUUUUCACAAACGUGCGUUAUUAAUUAAAAAUUUAUUCCGAAUUGGUAAUAUGUAAAUACGAGGCAACAUGGCAUUUAAACAAUUGUAAAUUCUACCGAAAUUAAUACGUUAACCGGAGAGCAUUAAUUUAAAAAGUUUUAAUAUGUUAAUGUAAAUUUUAUUCAAUCGAUUGUAUCAUUGAUUUUUAUAUUAUGUUAACUAUUUUUGUCAAUUGUUAAUCAAUUAUUGAUAACUGAAUAGUAAAAAUGUGUAUAAAAAUAUGUCAACACAUAGAGAAAAUAGGAUUAUUGAUUAUUACUAAUUUUGUAUCCGCAAAACUUCAUUAAAAAGGAACAAAU